GGUAGAUUCAAAUUUGGCACCAAGUAAAAAACAGAGUGACAAUUUAGUGGUUUCUCGGUGAUUACAGCGUCAGUGAGGAUGUACGUCACACGGAUGCUUAAACAAAGCAGUUACAUCUCUGUUCCUGUGACUAUAUGGAUCUUCCUCAUCCUGUACAAAUUUCACGGUAGACAUGUCACCCAGUUGUCAGCUGAAACAACACAACAUAGAGAUAGUAAACUACUGUCAGAUAAGAUUUGGAGAAAGACAAGCUUAAAGAAAACACCAUUAGGGAUAAGGAAACCAAAUACGAGAGAAAGAUCUAUAGAACUGAAAAAUAUAGAUAAUGAUAAGUCAAGCAAGCAAUACCCUACACUAAAUGUGGAAGGUCACGGGCGUGUUCAAAAAGAUGACCCUAGAUUGAAUGUGCAGUUAAAACAACCAGUGCAGAAUGUAUUCUUUCUAAAGACCCACAAAACAGCCAGUUCUACUGUACAGAAUAUCUUCAUGAGGUAUGGAGACAACAGAAACCUGACAUUUGGUCUUGCAAAAUCAGGCAAUUUGUUAGGAUACCCUUUGAAUUUCAAAAAGGAUGUUUUAUCACCACUUACAAUUGGCAAUGAGUAUAACAUUAUAUGUCACCAUUUGAGGUAUAAUAGGAAUAUCAAACAAAUAAUGCCUGAAAAUACCAAGUUUAUAAGUAUUGUAAGAAACCCUUUCCAUCAAUUUAGAUCAGCGUUUUACUAUUACCUAUUCCAAAGUCCUAUGUGUUAUAAUAUUGCAUCAAACUAUAGUUUGAAGACAUUCACAGAGGCAACAAGGAGAUUGAAAGAGAGGAUAUGCGGGGUGCCAACAAGGAAUAUAAUGAUGUAUGACUUUGGUAUGGACUUUCCUGAUAUGAAUGAUGAGGCUCUAAUUCAACAGAAAAUACAGAUGAUUGAUGAAGACUUUGACCUUAUUCUUAUAACAGACUAUCUAGAUGAGAGUUUAAUUCUCAUGAAAGAACUACUGAAUUGGAAAAUAGAUGAUAUUGUAUCUUUCACUAAAACAUACUCUGCAUAUAAUAAGUCGAACAUAAUUACACAAUCCAUGGCAACUUCCAUGGUUCGAUGGAACUAUGCCGACCAUUUACUAUUCAAGCAUUUUAAUGAUUCACUAUGGGAAAAAAUUGAUGUUUAUGGAAGGGAUCGCAUGAAUAAACAGAUAAGUGUUUUGAGGAACAGACGUCAUCAAUUGGAAUCAUUUUGUAUAAAAAAUAUGUCAUUUAUUGAUGAAAUUGAAAAUAUUGAUUUUAAGCCGACAAAUAGAAUGGACAUUACACUAGGAUAUAACCUCAAUGUGUUUGCCAAGGGGAAUAGGACGUGUAAUCAGCUCGCAACAGAUGAGGUCCCAUAUACUAAGAAACUUGGCGCUAAAAUGAAAAAGCUUGGUAGAUUUUCCCAUCGUUUAGGAAUCAGAAACACAGAUGAUUUCCACCUUAACCCCAAGAGAUGAAAAUAAAAAAAAGAUAAAUCUCAAAGUUAGUUUUGUGGGAACAGGAGGGAAAUACUUACUUUGGUAGAAGCUUUUUGUAAUUACCAAUCUUAAAAAAUCCACAUUCAUUCAGGUAGAAAGUGAAUUAGUUGCCUAAACUAAGUGAAAGGUCUGUGCCAAAGUAUACUAUAUUGAUGUUCUUUACAGAUCAUGACACAUCAAAAUUAAUGGUUAUGGCCUUAAGGGUUAAUUACAAUUUUAACAUGUUAUUAGUACUACAAUGUAUAUGAAAAUGGUAUAUCAAUUUGAUUUUGUCAAUAAUGUACCAAUAAGAACCAG
Molecule: messenger RNA, 1791 nt
Organism: Owenia fusiformis
Lineage: Eukaryota; Metazoa; Annelida; Polychaeta; Sabellida; Oweniidae
Source: the annotation of a GenBank genome assembly